CGUUGAUGGCCGUUUAAUAAUAACAUACAAGGACAAGGGGGAAAGACUCCAAGCUGGUCUUGGUUGUGCCCAGACAAAGAAUUUGACAAUGCUACCUUCAUAACAGCCACAGGUGCAGGGAUGGACCCUGCUGUGAUGUCCAUACUGUUAUGACUCCCAAUAAUCUGUCUUGGACUAGUCCAGGCCUUGGGACGAUCUGGAGGACCUCAUGGCAAACCGAUGGGGUUGCGGCCCUGGGAGCGCCCAUGUCCAUUGUUAGGCGAGUUCUAUCUUGAACAAGUUCGGGUGCCCUCCUUUGUUUCACCUUCAAAAAGGAUCAUCUAUUCUCUGAACUGAUAAUAGCAGGCUGCUGUCUCCGGCACUCUGCCAUGUUGAAACUCCGGUUUCAUCUUCCUGUUAAACCGACGAAUCUGUGACCCUUAUCUUUGUCUUGCUCACUGUCCAGCAGAAGGGCCCAAAACGGAUCUUGCAGCUCUAAGCCACUCGUUCUUUGGACGCGUUUUGUCUUUCCUAUUGGUACAGCCAUUUACUCGUCUCUCUCUUCAUUCAAGGACGGUUGUUUAUCCAAUCCAUCUUUCUCACCACUGUCGUUAUUCCUAAUAGCUUUGCCCCCGAAACUUCCACAACUUCAGGGCAACAAACGCUUAUACUAAUUUCUGAUUUCUGCGUAUUUACCCUAAGCAGUCUAUUGUACCUUUACAAUAACUGCUGCCUGUGACUAUGCGUUGUCUUACGAAAAGACGCGUGCAGAGGAGCGAGCCGAAAUAAAGAUACGUCGUUUCGAAUGAGGCGAGCACCCUCUAGAUCAAAGAAAUACCCUUGCCGAGUUUGGAGUCUUUUUGGAUUUAGUUCUCGGCAGUACGAGGUAAAGGAUAGACCACCCGGUCUUUCCAAACAUAUCCAUCAAAAUGUCGGCACUCUUGAGUUUUAGCCCGCCAAAGCAGAAUGGAACAACCUCCAGUGUGGCGGAAACCAGUUGGCUUCUUACAGAUGAUACAGUUGGACCUCCAUUGCGUCAGAAACCAUUGGAAACGAUCUUUGAAUUUCAAGAAUCAGAUGAAGAGUCCUCAGCAGAGGAGGAAGAUGCUUUGAUCUCUCCUCUAUCCGAUCGAUCCAAGAUAUACCAACAGCAAGAUAGUGACAUCACCAGGCUCGAUAAAGAUGCCUCCGCAAGGCUUUCUGUAGUAUCUCCAGUUGAUACGCGCGGGCCAGCACCUGCGUAUCCCGUCCCACGCAAUCAAUUGGAAGAUCACAAUCCAAGCAAUGGGCUUACCGAGCCGAAUGUACAGAUGAAUGCGCUUGCUUCCUCAUCCGACGAAAGUUUCGAUAUAGCCUCAUUAUCAUGCUAUAGCCGCAGGACCUCUGUGGCAAGUCUGGAACCUGAAUAUCCUGGAGCAGAUCGGUCCAUAAGGUAUCCGAUCAUUUCUCCUGUCGUAGCAGGCGUUUUUGAUGAUGCACCGCCCUUAUCACCUGUCUUUCAAGUGAGGGGCUUGUCAAGAGACGGUUCUCCGAAUGAGUCCCCGCCUCUGGAACCUCCAAUUCAAAUGCAACCGUUGUCAUUCCGUCAAUACGGCUCUUCUGAAAUCCGGAGGAGCGACUUAUAUGCCUCUAAAGAGUAUAGUCAAAUCCCAAGGAGUCAACUCUAUCCAAGGAGCCCUACAUUAUUGCAGGCAACAGAAGAUCUCGAGGAUAUUCUUGCUGAUUUUACGAAGAGUACAUCUAUUCAACCAGAAGAAUCGGGGGCUAUUGACAAACCUUCGAAGGUAGACCCACGGGACAUUAAUAUGACCGCCGAAAUGUUCCCACUUCAGAAGUGCCCCCAAAAUAUUUCGGAGGACAUUUCGCACGAAGCGUCUUCAUCGGUAUCCAGACCAUUGGAUAGACGUCAAGCCAGCAAAGUCGAAUUUUCAGAUGAUGCGCAUCAAACAAAAAAGCUUGGGAAGAGGCACAAGGUGCAUUUCACCUUCCCACCUUUUGUGAAGGGCUGGAAACAGGUGCAUGGCUAUGAUGCCAAUCGAUCUCGUAGUACCCCAGAUUUGCUAUCCAAAACGCGCGAUCAAAGAUUCCACACUGAGGAUAACGAGGACUCGAACACCACCGAUGUGAAAGGGAAAAAGGGCUUAUCCAAGCCUCUUAGUAUCCUAGGUGUGGAUUUUUAUCCUUUUAGAGGCGCUGAAGAAGGACCCCAUCAACUUUCUCGACUGAAAUCCUAUGGCUCUAAGUCUCUGGAAGACUGUGUUGGAUCAUUUACCAAUUCUAUGCAGCAGGCAGGUGAGAAAAGUGGACAAAGCAUAGUGAAACAUGCCAAGCAAAGGUCUGGAGAUGGGCUCGAUAAUAUCUUCAAGGAAAAGAUAUUUGUCUCCUUAAACAAGCCCCAAUUUCCAGCCGACUUUGGCUAUUCCACAGCACCAGAGAUACUUUAUGAGCUCGAUGCGGGACUUCCAUCUCCAGCCGUUGAGAGAUCCGCUUCGCGGAAGCCCAUAUGUGACUUCCCGACUAACACGCCUGAUGAAGCGGUUUUCUUGAUUCUCAAGAAUGUUCAUUCGCUAAAUGAUCUUUUCAGCAUCGCAGUCAUCAAUAGACACUUUUACCGCAUUUAUAAGCAAUACGAGUUGCAUCUUAUGAAAGAAGCACUCUUCAAGAUGUCUCCGCCAGCUUGGGAGUUUCGGGAAAUGAGCCCCCCGUGGGAUACUGAGUGGCAGCUGUUGGUAGAUCCCGAUGCCCAGGUUCCCGAAUAUACUCCUGCCUUAUAUCUGCGCCGCUAUGCUCGCGACAUCUACACGUUGGUACAAUUGAAGUCGCUUAUUUUAGCCCGCUGCGGACCGUUUCUUCGGCGCGACACAGUCCAAGGCCUUGCCGGCGUGGAUAGCAUCCAGGCAGCGGAGAUCGACGAUGCCUUCUGGCGCAUAUGGACAUUUUGCCGGAUUUUCGGCUGCGGUAAGAAUAGAGAAAACGACGUGAUCGGCCAGCUGGAUUGGCUGAGAGGGGGCCCGAUGGCUACCGGCCAGCGUAAGAAUAACUUGAGCUUCUCGUCUGCGUCAGUCACAGACCCGUUCGGUAUUAAUAAUGUGUUGUUGGAACCACCUGCUGGAUUCGGGAGAGGUAAUGAAGGUGGCUUAUCGCCGAAGCAGCUAUACGACAUGACUGAAAUUUGGACAUGUCUUGGUGUCCUGCUCCAGCCGUUGCAUGGAAAAUGUGCCGAAGCUCGACAAGCAGGGAUAUACAAGGGCCACGAUGUUUCAGUUGGUGAUACUGCGAAGGAGGAAAGGGUAUUAGAGGAAUGGACCUACUAUGUUCUUACCCUCGGUCUAUCGGCAGUCUUAUACCUAAGUUCUGUCUGCCCUUUCGAAAGCGCGGCCGCAACCUUGCAAAGAGCCCGAGAAAUCAGCCUGACCAGAUGGGAGCUUCCUGAAGAAGGAACCAGCCGUUCUGCAUUUCUCAAGGAAGCUGUUUCAAGGGCGUUUGAGUCGUUGCGGAAAGACCAGGAAUAUAGGGCAAGCUUGUCAUCUAGGCAGCAAACUCAGCGACAGCGGUCGAAGCGUUCAUCCCAGGGUGGUAAUCAUGCCAGCCACAGUGCGAGAUUCUCAGCAAGGCGUCUUUCUCGCCAGAUCAAUAAUCCUCGGAAUGUCGGUGUCCGUCCAAGUAUGAGAGUAUGCGAAUCCGAGCAAGAUCUUCGUCUAAGACGAGCUGCUUUCGCCUCACAAGUUCGCGAGCAACAGUACCAGCAACAGCGACAGGUGGUCGAUCAUGGCCAAGGCAGGUUAUCAUUUUCUUCAGAGCGUCCUUUGUCUAAUUUUUCGACCAUAAUUAAUUCCCUACUAUGAUGAUUUCGGUGGGAAUGUCGGGAGAUUCAAUUCAGCUAGUGUUGCAUCACAUCAAUCUUUCCUUUACUCGAGCACUUCACCCGUUUUGAUAUCACUUUUCAGUGAAGAGAUUCCAUACAGAUACAUUGAGGCAACCAUCUUGGAGCACGUUUCAUAUACAGCAGUCACACUGUUCUCAUAUAGAAUGCCAU
Molecule: messenger RNA, 4015 nt
Organism: Monascus purpureus
Lineage: Eukaryota; Fungi; Ascomycota; Eurotiomycetes; Eurotiales; Aspergillaceae
Source: the annotation of a GenBank genome assembly